This is a messenger RNA of Dipodomys ordii (Ord's kangaroo rat), 4036 nucleotides long. It is a transcript of the gene Rprd1a, whose product is annotated as regulation of nuclear pre-mRNA domain containing 1A. The record is from RefSeq and is a predicted model, not a curated record. Gene Ontology annotation, molecular function: RNA polymerase II complex binding. The transcript has 7 exons. Lineage: Eukaryota; Metazoa; Chordata; Mammalia; Rodentia; Heteromyidae. Gene Ontology annotation, biological process: mRNA 3'-end processing. Bases 1 to 837 code for a protein of 278 amino acids. Gene Ontology annotation, cellular component: RNA polymerase II, holoenzyme.
AUGAAGAAAUCAAGAAACCUGGAGAAAGAUGUUCUAGAAUAUGGAAGAAAAACGAAACCCAACAGGAAGCUUACUUUUCUCUACCUAGCCAAUGAUGUCAUUCAGAACAGCAAAAGGAAGGGGCCAGAGUUUACAAAGGACUUUGCACCAGUUAUAGUGGAGGCUUUUAAGCAUGUUUCCAGUGAAACUGAUGAAAGUUGUAAGAAACAUCUUGGAAGAGUAUUAUCUAUUUGGGAAGAAAGAUCUGUUUAUGAAAAUGAUGUAUUAGACCAACUUAAGCAAGCUCUUUAUGGUGAUAAAAAGACUAGGAAGCGAACUUAUGAGCAAAUAAAAGUGGAUGACAAUGAAAACUGUUCUCUGGAAUCUCCAAGUGAACCACCCCAGACUCUAGAUCUCGUUAGAGCCCUGCAAGAUCUAGAAAAUGCAGCUUCUGGUGAUGCAGCAGUCCAUCAGCGGAUAGCUUCUUUGCCUGUGGAAGUUCAAGAAGUAUCUCUCCUUGAUAAAAUAACAGAUAAAGAAUCUGGAGAAAGGCUUUCUAAAAUGGUAGAGGAUGCUUGUAUGUUGCUGGCAGAUUAUAAUGGCAGAUUGGCGGCAGAAAUAGAUGAUAGAAAGCAGCUCACUCGAAUGUUAGCAGAUUUUCUUCGUUGUCAAAAGGAAGCCCUUGCAGAGAAAGAGCAUAAAUUGGAAGAAUACAAGCGCAAGUUAGCCAGAGUUUCCCUGGUACGAAAAGAACUGAGGUCUCGGAUCCAGAGCCUGCCAGAUUUAUCUCGAUUGCCAAAUGUCACUGGCAGUCACAUGCACCUGCCCUUUGCUGGAGACAUCUACAGUGAAGACUGAGGACCAGUCUCUUUCCAGGACCCAGAACUUUGAAAGAGAUGAAGACAGAUUAGGUGGAUAGUUCUGUAAGCAUUAUUUUUGUAUAUUGUUGAGAGAGUGGUACUAACAAAGAAAUGACAAGUAAUUUAUAAAAUUGUUAAAAUGUUGGUUUGUUUACUAUUUUACUAGUAAGUUAAUGUGACUAGGCUAAAUAAGGUGAUGAUCCCUGUGUAUCAGUAACUCACAAAUAGUGAUUAUUUUCAGAAGACCUUUUUGUAAAUUUUUUUGAUCCAGGUCCUUGUGAGAGAUUCCAUGUUUCUAUUUCUUCAUGUAUUUUCAGUUGCUUUUCUUUUUCUUUCUUUUUUUUUCCAGUAUCUAAUCACUGUAUACUAUCUAAUUCUAAAGGGGAAGAACGAAUCAGGAUCUGGUUGACUUUAUUAUGGUACAGUUUAAGACUUGACUGUAGAAGGGAUUAAAUGUUCCAAUUUAAUUUUCACCCAUCUCCCCAACACCAUAGCUGGUUCUGUGCCUUUUCAAGGCCUUUGGUUCCUUAGAGGUCUGUAACUUAACAGUAAACAUGGAUGCCACUGGGGGGUCAGGUCAAAGCCUAGAGAACUUUCCCCCAUAGCCCUGUAGGAGUUCCAUUUCAACUGCCAGUGUAAAAUAAAAAGAUUACUAAAUAGGAAAUACUUUGGUUGUACUGUUGAGAAUUAUUUGAGUAGAUUAAAAUGAAAAUGUUAUAAAACUUGACACACUACCAAGAGAAGAGCUUUGGGUCUGGAACUGAUUCCUAUUUGUCUAGUCAGUCUUGUUUUAAACAUAAUCCCUUCAACAAAAAAGCCAUCUGUGGGAUUAAAAGAAACAAAGUAAUGAUCCUUUUAUUAUUUCCUUGGGCAUAUAACUUAAAAACUCUAGAACUUUUAGCACUAAAAGCUCAAGAAUUCAAUAUUCAUUAACAUUGAGUAAACUAACCUUGGAACAUUGGUAUAGUUUAAGGUUUUUGAAUGACUGUACCCUUGGAAAUGAAGCAGUGCUACACUACAGGGUAGAUUGGGUAAAUUCUAUAUUUGUAUGUUUACAGAUGUAAAUAUAAAACAAAUGUACUUUUACCUUUUAUUUCUAACCCUGUGUGUUAGGGCAGUUGCAUGCUCUCCAGCCUUUUUGGAUUUCAUUGUUAAGCUGUGAAUUUGUAUUCAAUAAUAAUUUAGAACAAGCAUCUUUAUCUUUCAUUGCUUUACAUGUUAGACAUUUCUCCUAUCAGAUUCAAAUUAGAUAGUUAAUAGAACACCCUUUAAAUCACACAAGCCAAUUAUGUCUCACUACUCUAAAUGGCUGCACUCUGUUCUCUCAGUGUUAGAGACUAUAGUUAAAAUGAUUACCAGUGAAAAAGGCAGAUAUUUAUUUUUAAUAGAUAGUAGUUGUGGAAACUGAUUGUAAAAUUUUGACCUCUCUUCAAAACAGAUGCAUAGAAGUAGUCAUUCAUCCACUUACAUGUAUAUCUUUUACUCAGUGUUUUGAACAGCUUUUGGGACUUAGGAUGUUUUCUCACAGAAACAAUAGUCAGGUUCCCUGUCACACACUACUACUGAAGCUCAGCUGGAAACCUAAUCCACUUAACCAUGAAUGUACUUGUGAUACGGUUGAUAAGUUACUUGUAGAUCAUGGCCAGCAUUUGUAAUGUCACUCUAAGGAAAUUAUGUGUGGAGCCAGACACAUACUGAAGUGUAUGCCUCUGUGGUUAGGUAUGGGAAAUACAAGGAAAGAUUCUGCAAAGGAGGGAGGUAAUAAAUGCACAGCUACGAAACCUGGUUAUCACUGUUAUGAAAGUAUAUGAAGUAAGUUAGUUUUUGUUGUUAAUGUGAAAGCAAAAUUGUAUGCUAAUUUAUUUCAGUAUCUUGGCUUUAUUUAUGAUCUGCUAAUGUGAUUUAUUCAUUCAAAAAUAUUUUUUCCAUUUAAAACUAAUUUAUAAAGUAUGUACUCCUAGCAACACUUAAAAUCUUUGAGAAGUAUGUGGAAAUAUUUUCACUAUUCAUGACAAACUUCUGACUUAGAUACUGAUUUUAAUUCCAGUAUCUUCUCUAAAUAUUUAUGAUAAAAAUGCGUUAUUUUUUUAGAGCUCGAUGAGAUUUGUGAUGUGAUACUAUUCAAGUACCUGAAUUGCACCCCUUGACCAGUCAGUCCUCCACAAACCUCAGUUGUUGGUUAGCUCACUAACUGAACACAAACUAGUCAAACAUUUCAGCCUUAUAAUAGUUAACAUGGUAAGCCUUAGCAGUAAAAAGUCAUCCUUCCUAAAAAGACUAGAUGUUCUCAAGAAAUGGGGUUAGGCUGGGGGUACUAUAAUCUAAAUCAUGAGCAUUUUGUACACUGCGUACCCAAGGCAAAUCAUGCAACUGAGUGCGGUCUGGCCCGGCUCCUUGAGAGAGCAUAUCUGCACACCUGCAGUAGGGGCACUGUGUUUUGAAUGGAUAGCGUUACUCUUCCCUGUCAACAGUCCGAGAGCUGUCUAGUGUUGAUCUGACUAGGCGCUCCCUCUGCUUCUUCCAUCCCUACAGUAAAUGAAAGAACCACAGGGGAACGAAUGUACUCAAUAGCUAACCUCCCCAAGGAAAACCAUUCUGUAUUCUGCUAUUUUGGUACCUCUUUCAUGUGUACUCUGAAUCAGGGUUUUUGUAUAAGAAAUCCUUUAGAAUCAGCAAAAGUUGGGAUGAUCCAGUCUUGAUUUGCAAAAUUAAAACAAAACACCUAAAUGUCAAUUAUCACUACAGAUGAGAACUCAUCUUUUACAGUAUAGUUAAUAGACUGGUUCUGAGGACUCUUUAAAUAGAAAAAACUCAAAAGUACCAAUUAAUUGGGAAAAUCAGAAGGCCCUUUCUGAAUUCCCCAUUUUAAAGAUUUACAUUAUAUGAAAUGACAGCUACUAAACUGGUUGGUAUUCUAUUAGGAAAUAGCUCCUAAAGAUGUAGUCUUGUCUCAUAGUUGUUGCACUAUGAACUAUUGAAAGUGUAAACAAGUUCUUCUCUGUACAGAAAGGGAACAUUGUGUUACUUAAUGAAUUGAUUUAGACGGAGCAUUUGUUGCCCACUGUAAUUCCAGCCAUCCACAAGACUGUGUUGUGAGGAGGCAAUAGCACACAGGAAGAUGAACUCUCCUGGACUGUUUACCCCCUUUUCUUUGGCUGUAUAAGCUGUUCUUAAUAAAGUUUUAUGUUCUUUUUGAA